AUGUGCUCCCGCCGGUCCCACGGCCCCCUCCCUCCCGCUACCCUGAUUAUGCCGCUGCAGCCGCCGCCACCGCAGCUGACUCCGCCGCAGCCACCCUCCUUCAUGCUUUCAGUGUCAGAAAGCAUGAAGGUGAGUAUGCCGCCGGACUGGCUAGGCGGCAGCCCGGUCCGGCGGCACCACUAUGAUGCGGCUAUUCCCCCCCCUCACACCCGUGUAUAA
Messenger RNA from Pelobates cultripes (western spadefoot toad), 219 nucleotides. NCBI's taxonomy places the organism in Eukaryota, Metazoa, Chordata, Amphibia, Anura, Pelobatidae. The record is from the annotation of a GenBank genome assembly.